GUUGGUCACAUAGUGACGUCAUUUGUGCAAAAAUGGCGGAAGAUAGUCUGAAUGUUGAUAGCAUCAUUUCUAGACUUUUAGAAGGUAUUAAACGAUUUUUUAUUAUUAAUAAAGUCCUCUUUAAUUCACAUAUUUGAGCACUAUUGAAUAGUGUAACUUUUCGUUGAAUCGCUUGAGUUCUUACUGAAUUUGAAAACAUUAGCGUUGUUACCAACACGGAAAAUGGCGAUCGAACAUUUUUCGUUCUUUUUCGAAUUCUCUUCGCGCGAAUUAGCUUUAAAUAAGGAUUUUGACACGUUUUGCAUAAAUGAAUUCCCAACAGUCAGAGGUUCCAGACCUGGAAAACAAGUUCAGAUGACAGAAUCUGAAAUUCGAGCAUUAUGUCUAAAGUCGAGAGAAAUUUUUCUAAGUCAGCCUAUACUUCUCGAACUCGAAGCACCGUUAAAAAUAUGUGGUGAUAUUCACGGUCAGUAUACGGACCUGCUACGCCUUUUUGAAUAUGGCGGCUUCCCACCAGAGGCUAACUACCUCUUCCUAGGAGAUUAUGUCGACAGAGGAAAACAAUCACUCGAAACAAUCUGUCUCUUACUAGCGUAUAAAAUCAAAUAUCCAGAAAACUUUUUUCUACUUAGAGGAAAUCACGAGUGCGCUAGUAUUAAUAGAAUAUACGGUUUUUACGACGAAUGUAAACGAAGAUACAACAUAAAACUAUGGAAAACAUUCACAGACUGCUUUAAUUGCUUACCAAUCGCCGCUAUUGUCGAUGAGAAAAUUUUCUGCUGUCAUGGAGGCCUAUCACCCGAUUUACAGUCGAUGGAACAGAUCCGUCGUAUUAUGCGACCAACUGAUGUUCCCGAUACUGGCCUACUUUGCGAUUUACUAUGGUCUGAUCCAGAUAAAGAAGUUCAGGGCUGGGGGGAAAAUGAUAGGGGGGUCUCUUUUACCUUUGGAGCCGACGUAGUUAGCAAAUUUUUGAACAGACACGAUAUGGAUUUGAUUUGCAGAGCACAUCAGGUUGUAGAGGACGGUUACGAAUUUUUCGCCAAACGCCAGUUGGUCACACUUUUUUCUGCUCCCAACUACUGCGGUGAGUUCGACAAUGCUGGAGGAAUGAUGUCCGUAGACGAGACUUUAAUGUGCUCAUUCCAAAUCUUGAAACCUUCUGAGAAAAAGACGAAGUAUCAAUAUGGCGGAAUGAAUAGCGGCAGACCUGUAACUCCACCCCGUGGUGGUCCAAAGAAGAAAUAA
Dimorphilus gyrociliatus is the source of this 1248-nucleotide messenger RNA. The record is from the annotation of a GenBank genome assembly. NCBI's taxonomy places the organism in Eukaryota, Metazoa, Annelida, Polychaeta, Dinophilidae.